This is a messenger RNA of Cynoglossus semilaevis (tongue sole), 4623 nucleotides long. RefSeq names its product transcription factor 15-like. Bases 1585 to 2163 code for a protein of 192 amino acids. NCBI's taxonomy places the organism in Eukaryota, Metazoa, Chordata, Actinopteri, Pleuronectiformes, Cynoglossidae. Gene Ontology annotation, molecular function: DNA-binding transcription factor activity, RNA polymerase II-specific; protein dimerization activity; RNA polymerase II transcription regulatory region sequence-specific DNA binding. The record is from RefSeq and is a predicted model, not a curated record. The transcript is spliced from 4 exons. Gene Ontology annotation, biological process: regulation of transcription by RNA polymerase II; developmental process.
CUCUUUGUAUUAAUUCAAUGUUUUGCAUUUCUAUCAUGGGAAGGCCAUGGUAGUUAAGGGGCAAAAGUUUACCGUUGACCAAGUCCAUUUGUGUGACCAAGGCCUUCUAGAAAUUUCACACAAUAUGGAUGGUUGUUUUUGUACACAUUCAAAAGUUUUAGCCAGAGCUAAUGACCCCAACCUCCAGUCACGGCAAAAUGGUCUCCUUCGAGCCGGAUUUGAACCAGUCCUCCGCUCUACCAACUGAGCCAUUGAAGGGAUACAGUGAUAUACAGGCUGUCUAUGUGACCUUCUAUACACUGUGCAGCUGGUAGUUUGAAGCACUUUAAUCUGCAUUAUUUAUUUACUUUCUUCAGAUUUUGAUUUGACACACUUUAAGUGUGUCAAAUCAAAAUCAGGAUUUGACACAAAUUACAGGAGUAAUGUGUGUCUAUAUAUAUAUAUACACAAAUAUGUGUGUGUAUAUAUAUAUAUAUUCAUUGUGUGUGCAGUGGUGCUGUGUCACAGUGACAAAUAAUUCACUUUAUAUCAGUAUCAAUUUGCUUUGGUUUCACUUUGGUUAUUAAUAGUAUUUGGUUUAAGUAAGUAAAGAUAUAUGUUAUGUUUGCAAUGUAAGUAGAUGACCUUAACCUGGUCAUUUAGUAGUAGUAGUACUGUUGACACCCCAGCUUUCCACACUAGGUCACUGGGACCUAUGCUGCCCACAUGCAUGUUAUUGUCAGCCAAUCAGGUGGGACCUUUUCAACUUAGUUCUUUAAAACAUUUCCUAAACAUGUGAUACAAUGCACAACUAGUUACUGGAUAGAGUAAAUGUUUGUUGUAAACAUUUGUAGUAAAUGAGUGUUCAUCCCCCAUCUUACUUUCCAACAAUGUUGAUUAUGCAUCAUGUUUUGUAAGACUGUGACACUGUGACACACAAAGUGUAUCUCAUUUUUAUGGGUUUUGUAACUUUGCUGGUUUGUUUUUUGAGAGCCUGUUAGAACUACCAAAUGAAACAGUAGCUUAAAAUGACAUGCCUAAAAAAAUCACUAGAUUCACUUUUGUGCUGUUCAGUGACUCCAUCAUGUAUAGUGUAUUGUUGCCACCGUGGUUCUAGAAUUGGGUGGGGGUGUGAAGGGCAGUCUCACCACGUCACUCGUGUUUACCAACUGGACCCUUAUAGUGAGUGCAGCAGUUUGGCUGCAAGUCUGUAUUAAACUGUGGAUAUUUGUUCCAAUACGUUGUAUGCUCUGACAGAGCAUUUGAGACCAUCGCACUUUUGUUGAAGUAUUUACUGGUCCGCAGUGUGGAGGGAGUCAUGGAGUCAUCAUAUCAGUUCAGACAUAUAACGGGGGCUUCAUAUCUGGACUGGUGUCCCAAUAGGCUCCACCUGUCUCCACUCCUCUGCGCUCUAGCGACCUAGAAAGCAGCCGUCAUUCAUUAAAAUGGUAUGCCGUUCCAUCCAGGGCCGGGUGGCUCAACACCCCUCGGUCACUGGAUCGGUGGCACCUGCCCGGCCUCGAGUGCUAUUUUCACCCCACAGAAUAAAGUAAUGUGCAGCCGCCUUCAGUGCGCACGGCCCCCCAACAUCUCUCCACAGCCAGAAUGAAGUGCGCUGAGCACCAAGACUCGGACCUGGACGACCUGGACAGCAGUACCGACAGCUCCACCGGCGGCUGCAGCCCGCGCAUGGAGCGGCCAAAGGCUGCUGGCAACGAGCUCGUCGUGGGUCGCGGUUCUUGUGUCGUCGCUCCAAGACGACGAAGGGCGUUAAGGAGGAACAAGGGUGGCGGAGUAGGAGCAGGUAAAAGUGGUGGAACUGAGGCGCGUCCGUCGGGAGUGAGCAAGCAGAGGCAGGCUGCGAACGCCCGGGAGCGUGACAGGACGCACAGCGUCAACACUGCCUUCACCGCGCUGCGCACCCUCAUUCCCACCGAGCCCGCAGACAGGAAGCUUUCCAAGAUAGAGACGCUUCGCCUAGCCUCCAGCUACAUCUCCCAUCUGGCCAAUGUGCUACUGAUCGGGGAGAACUGUCGGGACGGUCAGCCCUGUCUCCGCUACGACAGCAUCGUUCACGCCAACGCCGCGAUUAGCGCGCCGUCCCUCAGACCUAUCUGCACCUUUUGCCUCAGCAGUCAGAGGAAACUGCUCAGAGAGGGUGGGGGGCACUCCACUGCUGUAUGAAGCCCACUUUCCAGAGAGAGUCCAUCCCUAUGAUGUUUAUCUGUUAAAAAAAAAAGUUUUGUGGAAAACCUGUAAAACUUUCUACAUUCACAUUCAUAUAAAUAUAUUUAUUUUUGGAGUGGAAUAGAAAAGCAGAGAUGGAACUUACACUGAAAAGCACUUUCUGUUUACUCUGUUUUGGUUGAGCUGUAACCUGAGACCGUGAGUAAAGCUGCGUCCCACAGAGGAGGUGAAGGUGUAUUUUGGUCGCAGGGAUAGUACAGCCCACCAGCAAAGCUAACUCCUAAAAAAGUUGUGUCGCCUUUGGUCACAUGAAGGAAACCGAGGAGCUCCUACUGCUGUCAGUUGAGUCAACGCCACCAUCAAGUAUACUGUUAGAACUACUUCAAGUUUGAAGGGGCACUUUAAAGGGCAAGACCUGUACCUGACCUGUGAAGGACUAUUGGACUGUAUAAAUUCACACUUCAGAGUAUUACUGUUGGGGUUCAAUCUAAUGGUUAUUUAUCAGUUCUUUUAAAUUCAGUUUGGUUCAACGAAGCAGGUGAAAAGCAGACACAUCCAUGUCCCAAUGCUUGGCCUGACUGUUAUUGAAGUUGUCCAGUAUGGAUUAGAUCACAUCUUCUCAGGAUGUCCAUUGUUUGAUGAAAAUUUUGGUUAGAGCUUAAAUUCACGGUGAAUGAACGAUGAGACCUGUUUAUCUGAAGUUUGGUGAUACGUUUACUUUUGCAAUGUUGCACAGUGCCUUUGUUUUGUGUGUAUGUUUUUUUUGCAUGCGUUUGGAUUUGUAAAAAAUUGAAUCAUUUUUUAAAAAAUUUACCACGUCCAUUGAUAUGAUCAAAAUGGCUCACGAUGAGUCACCAUGGAGACUAUGGCUAAAAAGGUAUCAGUGGGAAAUGUUACGCACUACCUCAAAGCUGUCAUAGUUAUGAAUGUCUACCUCUAAAUCUGAAGUGUAACGUCACUGUACAAAAAUGUACUUGAAUCCCAGACAGUUCUGUCCUUUGCACAUUGUGACUACUGAGAAGCUGCUUAAAAAUAAAUAUAUUUUUGUACAGUAAAAACAAACUGUUUUCAACCUGUUUUCAUUGUCAAUCAAAAACUUGUAAACUUCGCUUACUUGACUACUACUGACCCAUUUCUGCCACUUUGGUGGAAAAGAAAUGUAGAUUCUUAAGUCAAAAUUUUAAAUAAAAAUAAAUAGUUAUAAUAAAGAAAUAGCAGUCCCAUAAUGGAGAAAUUCUCAGUCUCAGACCUGGCAACCCACACAGACUGUCGCAUGCAGGUGCCAAGUGGGUGGUUUCUCAGGGGCUCGAACCCAGGACCUUUUGUGUGUAAGGCAGAUUUGUGGCAGAAAUUGACUUCUUUGGUUUCCAGCAGUAAGCCUAAAAGAUAUUUUACAAAAGUUUUUUUUUACUUUUUUUUCAAAGCCUGUGACUUAAGUAUUGUGUAAGUAUUGAAUACGUCAUUUAAAUGCAUUUCACUUUGACCAAUUUCAUUUGUUAAUUUUUAAAUUGUAAUUUUAAAUUUGAAGAUUAUGGUGCUGUUAAUAAAAACCUGUUUUAUUUCAUUUUUGUCUCUCAAAAUACACAUCAGAGAGAGGUGACACUUGUCGCAGUGCAAUUUAUCAAACAUUUCCACUCAGUAGAACGCAAUACUCUACACUUAAGGGGAAUCAAAGCAAAUGUGUAGCCCUGGUGAGAAAAACACGAUAAUAGAUCGGCAAAGAGAGUGUACAUUUAAUCAAUCUCUUAUUUUGCACAUCGGUAACAUUUCAAAUGUCCUAUCAUACUUGAAAGCACCACUCGGUGGACGUAAUCCCACUUUGGGGCGCGGGGUCUACGCCUCAACAGCCAAUCAAGAGCUACGCAGGUCACGUUCAGUUUGUGUCGACGCUCUGCUUCUUCGGUUGUUUCCAAUAUGAGCGGCGGGAAAGGAGUUAGCUACGUUCAAAAAGAACGUAAACAUAGGGAGAAACAAGAAAGAAAAAGAGAAGAAAAUGGCGAAUACACAGGAGUAUAAACCAGUUUAGUUACCUGCCGAGGGACCGUAGCUGAGUGACUGAAAGAAGGGAACGUGUGUAAGACGGAUUGUUUAUUGGAAAAAGACCGCCAACACGUCGUCCAUGCUAAUGCUAAUUCGGUGUUUGUGUAUUACGUAUCUUCCCUUUGGUGUGCCGCUACAAUUCCAACAUUGCGUGCUCAGCUUGAAGUGCAGAAAAAAGGUGAUGUUUCUGAGAGGAUGAAAACGUUUGACGACCAGGACUAAAUCCACACCAUAUUUGAUGGCGAGCCUUUAACCUUGAAGGAAAAGACAGACAUGGACAUACAGGCUGACCAGUUUGUUAAUUGUCUGGGGCGACUCACCCAGCAUACCACCGGCCACCAGGAUGUCAAAGAGGGUCUCUGCAUACCGGCGGUAGUCAAGCUUGCCACCAGAGGCAUCAAGGAACUUCGCAACCGC